Messenger RNA from Archocentrus centrarchus (flier cichlid), 1715 nucleotides. It is a transcript of the gene neil1, whose product is annotated as nei-like DNA glycosylase 1. Lineage: Eukaryota; Metazoa; Chordata; Actinopteri; Cichliformes; Cichlidae. The record is from RefSeq and is a predicted model, not a curated record. Bases 368 to 1612 code for a protein of 414 amino acids. The transcript has 10 exons. Gene Ontology annotation, cellular component: nucleus. Gene Ontology annotation, biological process: base-excision repair. Gene Ontology annotation, molecular function: DNA N-glycosylase activity; DNA-(apurinic or apyrimidinic site) endonuclease activity; nucleic acid binding.
AUACCCCGUCUCGUACUUUGUUUUUGUCGUUUUAAGUUAAUAAUAUGAGCUAAUGACAAAACAAAAAAACAAUAUAUACUUAAAAAAUAAUUGAGAAAUUAUGGAUUAUAUGACAAGGGCGCAGGUCUCGCAAUAUUUUAAUGACUGGCGCGCAGUGAUUGCACAACUUGUUUUGUAACGCCGCUGGCAACACGCGUGUUGUGACGGCAUUUGGUUAAAUAUUUACCUACACAUUGGUGCAACACGGAGACAUAUCUGGUGCUUAAAUAUAUAGCAGCAGCCUUGCAGGGAGUAACGCUACAGGCUAAGUGCACAUAACGCCGAGAUCCGUUUCCUGGUUUGACUGAGCUUCAUUUGUUCAUCAACAAUGCCUGAGGGACCAGAGCUCCACCUGGCCAGCCUAUAUGUGAACUCCAUGUGUGAAGGCGUGGUGUUCAGUGGACCGGUCAGAAAGUCAGAGGUCAGCAAGAAUCCUGAUGUGCCCUUCACCUCUGAGGCCUAUCGCAUCACAGCCACUUCCAGAGGGAAGGAAGUGAAGCUAACGCUGACGCCCAUAAAGAAAGAUGAACCCAAACGGCGAAUGAAAACAGGACAAGCAGAACAACCCAUCGACAUAGUGUUUCGUUUUGGGAUGUCAGGCUAUUUCCGCUUCACCAGAGAGGAUGAGCUGCCCAAACAUGCCCACCUGUGUUUUUAUUCCAAAGAGAAGCCCAGCAGAGUGCUGAGCUUUGUGGAUACACGCAGGUUUGGCAGCUGGGAGCCCAAUGGGACCUGGCAGCCUAACAGAGGUCCCUGCGUUUUGUUUGAGUACAAAAAAUUCAGGGAGAACGUUGUGUCAAAUGUGUCUGACCGAGCCUUUGACAGACCCAUCUGUGAAGUCCUGCUCAAUCAAAAGUACUUCAACGGUAUUGGGAAUUAUCUGAGGGCUGAGAUCCUUUUCAGGUCCAACAUCCCUCCCUUUGUAUCUGCCAGGGCUGUACUGGAAGGCCUUGAGUCAGAUGAUUCAUGUGAAAAUGAGAAUCCUUUGAAAAAGGAGACAGACACAAAGAUGUCUGUAAGCGCAAAAAAGAAACAGAUGAAGCAUGAGAUGAGUGACCUGCUCAGACUUUGUCAUGCAGUACCUCUGGAAGUGGUGAACCUAGGUGGGAAAGGAUAUGAUCCUACAAAGAAAGAGUACUCUGACUUUGAAGCGUGGCUGCAGUGUUACUGUGUGGAUGGGAUGAAAUCACUCCAGGAUCAUAAUGGCAGAACUAUAUGGUUCAGAGGAGAUCCGGGACCCAUGGCACCAAAAAAUUCAAAGUCACCUAAGGCAAAAAAGUGGGCAAAGAAAGACAAUGACCAUGAUUACACAGACACGAAAAAGGUGGCCAAAAGAAAGCGUGAGACCAAAGUAAAGAAAACUGUGAUCAAACAGGAAGGUGUGACGAAAACACCAAAGAAAGAAAAGGAUGCACGUCUGAAGGAAGCUGAAUCAAAGAGCAGAAAACCUGCCAAGACACACGAAGUAAACGCACCCCAGCGUGAAACAAGGUCAAAUGCACAUAGGAGAAAGACCAGUAGUGUGGAGGCGACUGCAGGGUUACAGAGAAGAACCAUGAGAAGGACCAGAUAGGAUAGCCACAAGAGGCACCACUGCAUCACACUAUUUUUAUCUUUUAUACUAUUAAAUACUUUUUCAAAUAAAACAGAUUCUUCAAAACUUGUUGUACAAAGUG